Messenger RNA from Marasmius oreades (fairy-ring Marasmius), 11111 nucleotides. RefSeq lists its product as uncharacterized. Gene Ontology annotation, biological process: positive regulation of protein catabolic process; protein polyubiquitination; proteasome-mediated ubiquitin-dependent protein catabolic process. The record is from RefSeq and is a predicted model, not a curated record. Bases 93 to 11003 code for a protein of 3636 amino acids. Gene Ontology annotation, molecular function: protein binding; ubiquitin-protein transferase activity. The transcript has 22 exons. NCBI's taxonomy places the organism in Eukaryota, Fungi, Basidiomycota, Agaricomycetes, Agaricales, Marasmiaceae.
UCGCAUCUUCUCACCUUGAACUCUUGCCACAACUUACUCUUCUUCUGGCUUGAUUCAACUGCUCGGGACAUUCCUACACAUUGCUGUUGGGAAUGAAAAUCCUACACAAGUCGAAGAGGACAGUUCCUCCACCCCCACAGGUGGCGGAACUUAUUAACAAACUUCUGAAUACAGCUCAAGAUGAUCUCAUCUCAACUUUGGAGGACAUCGAUUCUUGGAAAUGGCAACGUUCCGAUUUGAAUGCCUGGAUCAAAGUCCUUAACAAAUUCGAUGCCAUAUUGGAGGACAUCAUUCGUGAUUAUGAUAUAGACAGACUCCAGAUCAGGGAGUUUACGUCCAAGACGAAGGCCUUACUCUCUGAAAUACUACGUUUCGAGAGAUUGUUGUUGGAGAACUCUACAAACCGAAAGAUGUACAAUUCAUACGAUCGACUCAAUAGCCUGCUAUUCACUUCGGACCUGGGCAUUCUGAUACUCACGCUCAAACUUCUAUUGCGGCCAUCUCAGCAAUACUCUUCUCAACCUGCCGUGUCCCAGGCGCUCAACAUCUCCACACAGCGCCUCCUAGCUCUGGCUAAACGGUGGCCUCAUUUGCGUGAAUAUGGGAUUGAACUUGUCGAAUUGGCGAAUUCGAAGGGAAGUAACGAGAUUGAUAAUCUUCCCGCUGAAGCCAGAGACGUAAACUUUACCUUCUAUCGUACCGAUGCUGGAUCCAAGCCGAAGGAUGAAGGAGAGCAACCGGUGUCAGAAAACACAAGUACACCACGUAAAUCCGCACCUACUUCCGCCCCCUCUACUUCCUCUGGUGCAGUCAAUAUUCAAAUAGAAGAGGGAACUUUACAAACCAAGCCACCCAUGAUCGUGUUGGCUGAUGCCAUUGCUGCCUAUAACAUUCCAGACUCCGAGAAGUUUGAUCUGCUAUGUCGUAUUCGGGCAUCGGCUACUUUAGUGAAAGGGCGGGAGGAAGACAGAGAAAAACUUGUUGUUAUCCGUCUCAUAUCCAUUGCUAUCUACGCUCACACCCAUCCGGAGAGUCAGGCUGCAACGUCCCUUUUUCUGUUUGAACCGGAUCUCAUUACACAUAUCUCUGAACUCUUAAAGGUCGAGCGAGAUAUCUCGAUCCCUGUUCAGACAGCUGCCAUAGCUGCGUUGGAUGCGUUGGCCAGAUAUAGGUCUAAAAUCCAAGAAGUAUUGACAUCCGUGAACGCGGGUGUUAACCACGGGAUUCUGAUGGGCUUGGUCCGCAAGACUGUGAACGAUAUAUCAAACCCCCAAUCCUCUAUCCUACAUUCCUUCGUCGAGGCUCUUCUAUCAUUUGUCACGUUCAUCGCCUCGCACGCAUCUGGUGGAAACAUGGUUGUCGGUGCAGGAAUCAUUCCAUUACUGAUUCAGAUCAUCGAGAACAAACUUCCGAACCGACUUCCCGUGGUUUCGAAGACUAUGCAACUGGUUGACAAUGUUUUGUAUAGCUUCACCAAUGCUUUCAAUCUCUUCUGUUCCUCUCGCGGCGUAGAAGCACUUGUUGAUAGGAUCGAGUACGAGGUCGAUCUCGACAUCAAGGAUUAUGGUGACUCUCAGCGCUCGCGGGAGAUAUUUGGGUCGCAUGGAGAACUUCCUGUAACCCGUGCCGCGGCUCUGAAGCACAUUCUUCGGUCUCUGCAUCGUAUGAUGCAAUCCUCUGGGACCUCUGAAGGUUUACGAGGACUGAUCGAUACCACUAUCCUCAAAUCUAUCAAGAAGAUCGUUGAAUAUCGUGGCUUAUUUGGACCAAGUGUUCUCCCAAUAGCCAUCAACAUCAUGUCGACCUUUGUCCACAACGAGCCUACAUCACUCACAGUCAUUCAAGAAGCCGGAUUGCCCGAGACAUUUUACAAGUCGUUAGAACUGGGGUUGGAACCAGCCAUCGAGGUAAUCCAAGCUGUUCCCAAUGCAAUCGGGGCACUAUGCUUAAAUGAAGUCGGUCAAGCUCAAAUAUCCGCUCGUCCCAGUAUCAUCCCAGCGAUCUUUUCAAUCUUUACCUCAGAUCGUCACCUCAAGAUUCUAUUGGAGAAAGAAAAUGCAGUACUCAUCGGCACAGCGAUUGACGAGCUAAUACGACAUCAUCCCACAUUGAAAGCUCCCGUGUUUGAUGCUCUGAAGUCCACGAUGAACAAAAUCGAAGACCUUGGAAACGGUUAUGAUCCUCCGGAGGAAAUUCGUCAUUGGUAUCAGCUCGUACCCGUGCUGGGGAUACAGGAUGAGAGCAAACCAAUGGACGGCGUUGAGGCUUUCGAUGGCCCAGAAGUUCCGGCUUCUUCCGAAGGAGAUCAGGCGACAGCGAGUUCUGGGAAGGAGGAGUCGUCAUCCAAGCCUCACGAUAACAACAUCGUAUCGUUCAUUGACAUCGUUGGCAGAUUCUUGGAGGGUCUUUUCCAACAUACCCCGCACUGUCGAGAUUUCAUUACUGCAGCUGAUGGGCUUACUCGUCUUGGACGAUUGACUGCCCUUCCCUGCCUUCCUUAUGACUUUGCAAACAGCGUUGCUUCCGACUCUAUGGUGCAAAUUAUGCGCACAAUGACUGAGGUUGCCACUAGCGAUACCCUGGUGCACCUAGCUGGGCUUGUCAGAGAAUCUUUAGCCGCCACCGAGCCCUUCUGGUCUGCCGCCGAGCCGGAGUCAAAAUUGCUACCUUUCGUGGACGUAAAUGCCGAUCGUGUGGUCAAUGAUAACCACUACUUCCGGAAUCUUGUUACUCUCCAUAUCCGGAUAACCCUUCUUUCUGACGUCUUUGCUACGGCUGGGUAUGCUCACGGCCGUGCUGCUAUCGCUUUACUUCAAACACUGAUGAGCAAUACCUCCCCCCAAGUCGUGUCUGACCUUGGCUCACUUCACCGGGUCAGCGUUUGGGAAAACAUCAUCUUGAGAAAGGCACUUAGUGGGAUAGGCAUCGAGCUACCCCGAACACCUGGUUCAUCGUCUUUGGAAGGGUCUCCAGACCAGGGAAACAUCGAUUUACCUGAUCAGAAUGGCUUGCUCACUAACUCUACUGCACUCAAUGGUAGUGCCGACGGACAGAAUACCACUCCUUCGUCUGUGACACCCCCCAAAGAAUCCCCGGUGAAAAUGGGCCCUCGAGAACAUAAUGCUUUCGCCUUGAAGCAUUUAACUCACGGCUUGCCGAGUGCUUUGGCACCCUUCUUCCAAGCUAUGGUGAAGAUGUUCCACUCGAGGCGUACGCCUGAUUCGGCACAAAAGAAACAGAUGCUGGAAUCUUCUGCUGUGGUUGCUGAUAUCAUGAUGAAGCAUUUGAGUUUGAAAGAUCUCGGUGAUACGUCUAGUCGUCACACAUACUCUGGAGUAAUGCUCGGAUUAGUUACCGUCCUCUUGAUAGAUGAACGCACGACUGCUCAUAGCCUUCAUACUGUCGAGUUACUGGCGUUUUAUCGAGUAGGCGGUCUUCAAGCUGUGCUCGACGUUUGUCGAAACUUCAUAUCUUCCAUUGAGACCGUUAGUGCGCUUAAGGAAAGCGAACGAACUGAGGCGCAGUCGCAAGAGUUAUCACAUGCUUAUAGUGGGCUGAAGAUUACCCUCCACCUUUUGCAUCCCCUCGUGUCCGCGAAACCUCUGUUCGAAUCAGGGCAGACUAUAGUUGUCAUUUCCAAAGACAAAGUAGAAACGGACCCCGAAUACUUCGAGCCCCACAACUUCCUCGUUCGUCUACGUCUGACAGUUCUACCACUCCUUCGCGGUCUUUGGGAGUCCUCAUGGCUGAUAAAAGCCCCUUUGAGCGUCAGUAGAUCUAUAGUGCAAGCGGUUCUGGAAGUCAUCAGCGGGGAUGAUGAAAUAAAGAAUGAGGCUGAAAUUGGUGUUGGCUCAAUGUCAAACGCCUUCUCAAGGCUCGCUGCCGUCUCCGAUGAAUCGCGUCUACGGCAACUUACGGAUAUGGGUUUCCCACGUUCAGCAGCGGAACAAGCACUGCAGCGUACCAACAACAAUGUGACUGCUGCCACCGAGAUCCUCAUUGCUCAACCCUUCCCCUUCCCUCCGGACCCAGAUCCUGAGCCGCCUGUCGCUUCAGGCUCAGAGCCUUCGGAACCUCUCGUCUCCGAACGUGUCUCUGAAGAACAAGGGGCCCAGGCAGACGCAAGCUCCACGUUGGAAUCUAAGGAUGUAUCAGGGGACUCAAGCGAAGUUUCCAAAGUUGUUGGCAAAACCUCUGAACAGUGGCGUAAAGAGCUAGAUGAAGCCAGAGAGGAAUUAAGGGCAGGCAUCAGUCGUCAGGCUUUAUUAUUAGUGGAUGAACACCUCUCCCUGUUAUUCGAUCUCCAUACCGCCUUUGUCAGACCACCGAACGCACAACAACAAAGGGCUGUACAGGACCUGGUGGAUGACAUCAAGGCAUUUUCUCCAUCUGCCUAUGAUGUUCAAGAACAGCCCCUUGCAAACAGGUGCCGACUUCUGGCUUUAGUUUUAUUUGAAACACCGUCGUCGUUGAGUCUCGAGCUUCGUGCCUCUCUCAUGGAACAUCUAUUGGCACUUCUUCUAUCCAAUCCUGUCAGCAUAGACAUAGAUCCCAAACAGCCGACGAUCCCCAAGUGGCUAGCAGCCCAUUUGCUUGUAACCGAAGCUCUUUUCAUCCUCUCGGAGGAGCCGAAAAAGAUUGACUUACCCAGCGAGGGCGAGGAAAUUGUGUCCCACCCACUCUUCGUCGGACCGCCCUUGUCUGAGGCGCGCACGAUGGUGUUUGAUUUCUGUCUGAGGCUUUUGGCCAUCCCGGAUUUACCCAAUGAUGAAUUACUGUCUGCCCUACGUUUGUUCGUUUUACUUACUCGUAAUCACGAGUUUGCGAGUCAGUUCGUCAAACGUGACGGUCUUUCACUCCUCUUCAAGCGCCUGCAGUCCUCCCCAGUUACCGGAAGUUCUUCAUAUGUGGCCAUUCUCCUGAGGCAUAUAAUCGAACACCCUCCGACGAUCCAGAAAGUCAUGGAACCCGCUAUCAAGCGUUAUUUCAACUCACCUCGUACACGCUCUGUCGACGUGACCACUUAUCUUCGAAGUUGGAACACUAUGGCCUUGCAUAAUCCUGCUGCAUUUAUCCAGGUCACUCAGUCUCUUUGUCAACUUUCUUCGCCGUUUUCCUCCAACUACCAGCUUUCAUUAAAAUCCGGACCCUCAACCGAUGAAAAGCUGGCGGAUCAGGCUAACACCACUCUCGAAACCACCGAUAUGCAGGUGGACAGUGACCCUCCUUCGACUGAGGCAGUGGAAGCUGUAAUGAAUUUCCUAAUCUCGGAAUUAAUGUAUGCAUCCAAGGAACCGGGAAGCCUCCAAGUUACCGACGUCCAUUCCCCUCAACUUUCUUCGAAUAUUGGCAAUGAUCCCAUGGUGAUGGACGCUACUUCUCAGGAUCUUCCUUCGCCUAAAGGAGACGAAAACGCCUCGAAAGGGAAAACGCAGCAUCAGUACAUGUGCUUCUUGAUGCAAUGCAUGACAGAGCUGCUAUUCUCGUAUGAUGCCUGUAAACAUGCAUUUCUAACGUAUUCCCCCAAGAAGCGCCCGAUCACGCCCGCCAAAGAAAGCUCGAAUAGGUUUAGAGCAGCUACAAUGAACUUCCUUCUAUUGGAUCUUGUCUCCUUCGGUACCAUUAAUCCACAAAGCAAUCCUGAGGGACGAGGGAAGAUGACUGUAUGCAAUUGGGCGAUGUCUGUGAUUGUUGCCCUUUGCGUUGAUAGUUCGUCUGUUCAAGAGUCCAAAGAGGUAUCCACGGAGCUCAUCUCAGUCCGAAAAUAUGUCCUCGAGUCCAUUAGCCGCGGUAUAAAGGAUUUGCCACCAGAGAGUGUAGACGCACGCUAUGGGCGGUUGUUGGCAUUAGGAGACCUUUGUCACCGCUUGCUCACCGUCCGGUUCAACUUUUCUUCGCGAAAACAAGUGGAGGAGACACCAACGCAAAUCGCCAAGGUCAUGUUGGAGAAAAACUUUGUGGCAACUUUGACGAAUUCGCUUUCCGAUGUUGACCUUAACUACCCGAACGUCAAGAACCUUAUUGCUGCAGUUUUGCGGCCUUUGGAGUAUCUGACGAAAGUCGCUAUCAAGAUGAGCAGAAACCCAGGGAAAGGCAAGGAUACUCUCGAAGGCCCGAACGCAGAAAGUGUAUCUUCAUAUACCUCUGGAAGUGACGGCGAGGAAGAACACGAACGAGAGGAGAUGCCCGAUUUGUAUCGGAACUCAGCACUUGGGAUGUACGGCGGUGAAAUGGAUGAUAUGAAUUUCAACGAAGACGAAGACAUGGAUGAAGACGACGACGAAGACGAGGGAGAUGAGGAGAUGGAUUUCGGGGAGGAGACAGGCAGCGAAGAUACUUCCGGCACUGAAGAUGAGGAAGACGAUCCAAAUGAGUUGGAGCAUGAAGGUGAACCGGAAGAAGCAUGGGACGGAGAAGGGGAGGAUGAAGAAGGAGAGCAAGAUGGACUGGUUGAAGAUGAUGCGGAUGAAGAUAAUGAGGAUGAGGAAGACGACCAAGGUGAUCACGGACACGAAGAUUUGGAGGACGGAGAACAAAUGAUCUGGCAGGAAAUACGAGGGAAUAUGGAUUCAGAAGAUAUGGGUGAGGAUGGAGAGGAAGAAGAGGAGAGUGGAGGUCCCAUCCAGAUCAUUCAUGAAGAGGACGAGGAAGAACCCGACGACGAUUUCGGUCAAGAUAUCAAUAUAGCCGAAAGUGGUGACCUAGUCCGGGAUAUUUUUGGCUUUGGUGACCCCACUGUUGGGGCUGGUGCAGGCUUUCUCGUACCUCGCCGACACCGUAGUUCAGAUAACGUACCGAUAUUUGGUCGUGCUCGCAAUGGUCCUGCUCCACCACCCGAGGCCACUGUCCAUCCUCUUCUGUUGGAUUCAUCGUCUACCCGUGCUCACCCGACUGACUUACGGAACUCCCGCCCACCUCAACGUUUAAUGGCGGGUGGCACAACUGAAUUACUUCAAACGAUCGAAGAGUUGGUCGGUGGAGGUGCCAUACAAUUCUUUCACCAUCUCAUGGCUCGUGGAAGAGGUGGGGCCGUCCCAGAAACCAUCCGCCUUGAUGUCCCAGCCGGUGCGUUUAUGGAGCUGGGUCGUAAUUUUCACUCUCGCCGACCUCAAAUGGUUUCGGCAUCGGUACGGAUGGAGCGAAACCCGAGACCAUCGGCCUCAGUCAAUCAGGCCCGGUCUCUUGAACCUCUUCUCACUUUACAACGCUGGGCAGAGGAAGUGAAAAUUCUCCACGGCAGCUUUGUUGGUGAUCGCGCUGCUAAAAUCGCCAACCACCUCAUCAUUGCAUUGCUUCCUUCCGCAGUCGAAGCCGCCAAACAGGCAAAAAUAAAGGACGAGGAAACCAGGAGGCAACAAGAAGCAGAAGAGAAACGACGUCAAGAGGGAGCAAAGGUUAUGGAAGCAACAAAAGCAGAGGACAAAUCAAAGGACGGCACUAAGGAUCAACCAGGAGUUGAUACGACGGAACAACCAGCGUCUCAUGAAGAGGGAACCUCACUUACAGAAGGCAUUCCGCAAAGCUCCGCGGUUCCCGAGGAUCAGGCCAUGGAAGACGCACAUGGACUUGUCGUUGUCGCUGAUGAUGAUGCGGAGAUGGUCGAUGUCACCGUGCCAGUUGAGCCAGCGCCGACCUUGCCUGUUGCUGGCCUAGUGACGGACGCUUCUGCGCAACUUGAACCCGGUGCUUCUGCCGCCCCCGAGACAUCCACCUCUGCACGUGCCCGAGUUACUGUCACGAUCCAUGGAAGUGAAGUGGAUAUUACAGAUACCGGUAUUGACCCCACUUUCCUCGAAGCGUUACCGGAUGACAUGCGCGAGGAGGUCUUGAAUCAACACAUACGAGAUCAACGUGCCUCGCGAAUAGAAAGACCGCCCGACUCACAGAUCAGUGUUGAAUUCUUGGAUGCUCUACCCCCUGAGAUACGCGCCGAGAUUAUCCAGCAGGAAGCUAUGGAACGUGCCCGGCGUUCAACUGAGGAAGCACAAGCAGCAGCAAGUGCAGCACGGAUACCGGCUGACAUAGACCCUGCCAGUUUCAUUGCUAGUCUCGACCCGACUCUGAGACAGGCAGUUCUUAUGGAACAAGAUGACGGAUUCAUCCAAACGUUACCGGCACAUAUGAUUACAGAAGCAAAUGCAUUCAGAGAUACACCUCGUCGUCACAUGCAUAUAUCGUCUCGAGGUGGCCCACGUUCAAUCCCUGCCAGUGCUCCGGGCACAACUGCACGGAAGUUCUCUCCUCAACACGACGCUAUCCAGUUGCUAGAUAAAGCCGGAAUCGCUAUUCUCGUCCGCUUACUGUUCUUUCCCAAUGUGCUAAAGAAAUCUCUCCUUUUCAGAGUUCUGGUCAACCUGUGCGAAAACUCGAAGACCCGAACCGAGUUAUUUAAUUUGUUGCUAAACAUACUCCAAGACGGGACUGGGGAUCUCGCUGCCGUCGACAAGAGUUUCUCCCAGAUGUCGUUCCGCAACUCUAAGCCGCAGAAGUCCAUUGGAAAGCAGAAAGCGAUUUCGGAUCUGGUUGUUUCAUUAUCACUUCCUCAAAGUCAGGAGGCAGUUCCCGAUUUAAUCGCUCAGCGUUGUCUCGAAGCUCUUUCAUACAUAGUGAAUUCCAACCCAGCCUCCUCGCUCUUUUUCCUCACCGAGCAUGAAUUAACGGCUGGCUUACGACGUGCCGUUUCGAAGAAAGGGAAAGGGAAAGAAAGACAGAUGCCUCAGACACAUUAUCCUAUUGUCCUCCUUCUUGGCCUACUCGAUAGACAGUCUUUACUUCGUACUCCAUCCAUUAUGGAGUCCGUUGUCGGUCUUCUUGCCACAGUCACACGACCUAUAAAGGAAGCGAAAUUGCAAGCAGACGCCUCCAAACCGACAUCCUCUACCGAAGCCUCAAUGUCAGCCCCUACCGCAGGCACCAAACCUCCGUCCGACGCUCCGUCAACACCCACAUCCAACGUCGUUGAGACAAAUGACACUCCUCCUGGCCCUGAGAGCGUGCAGCCCGACGCCUCACAAAUAUCAACUGAUGUAGCCUCUGUGCCCGCUCCUGUACCCUCUGCCACCACCGCUCCGAAGGACCGUGACCUCACACUACAAGCAGUCGAGCAACAAAUACUUCUGGCCAACCCACCUCAGAUACCCCACGCGGUACUUCGACUCAUUGUUAAUAUUCUUACCGUGGGCGAGUGCUCGUCGCGUACCUUCCAGCAGAGCUUGAACCUCAUCCAGCAUCUUUCUUAUAUACCGGAUGCACGCGAUGUCGUCGCCCAAGAACUCAAAGCCAAAGCUCAGGAGUUCGGGCAUACCCUUCAUAAUGAUCUUGACGAGUUGGCGGGCGCUCUUCAUGGUUCUGAAACUGUGCUGAAUUCCGUGGCGUCAAAGUUCUCUGCACCUUCGUCUGUACAAGCAAAACUGCUGAGAGUUUUGAAGACGAUAGAUUACAUGUACACGCCUAAAUCAUCUACAAGUGCUGCAGGCAGUGAUGAGGACGAUUCUGACAAGGUCCAAGCUAUAUACGAGUCGUUCAGGUUCGCUCCUCUAUGGAGACGUCUGGGUGACUGCUUGGCCAUAAUCGACGAGAAACCAGAAACAGAACAUGUUGCAACCGUCCUCUUGCCACUCAUAGAGUCCUUGAUGGUGGUGUGUAAAUAUGUGGGAUCAAAGGCCUCAUCUCUAUCCCGAGUUCUACGCAUGACUGCAUCCCCAAAAAUCCCGACCACCCCCCGAGAAUCGAUGGAGGAUCUAUUCGUGAGUUUCACAGAUGCCCAUCGAAAAAUAUUGAACAUCAUGGUUCGAAAUAAUCCUUCGUUGAUGAGCGGAUCCUUCUCCCUUCUUGUUCACAAUCCUCGCGUCUUGGACUUCGACAACAAACGAAACUAUUUCAAUCAACAACUUCACCGACGACCCCAUGUUCGGGAACACCAUGGUACAAUACAGCUCAAUGUGCGCAGAGCCCGGGUUUUCGAAGAUAGUUUCCAACAGUUCCAGAGUAAAACAGGGGAUCAAAUCAAAUAUGGCAAGCUCAGCAUUCGAUUCUACGAUGAAGAGGGAGUUGAUGCAGGAGGUCUUACGCGCGAAUGGUUCCAAAUUCUAGCAAGACAGAUGUUUGAUCCGAACAACGCAUUAUUCCAGCCUUGCGCAGCGGACAAGUUGACUUACCAACCUAAUAAGAACUCGUGGGUCAACCCGGAGCAUCUUUCCUUCUUCAAGUUUGUUGGUCGAGUUAUUGGAAAGGCGAUUUAUGACGGACGCCUGCUUGACGCGUAUUUCGCUCGAAGCCUUUAUCGUCAACUCUUGGGAAAACCAGUUGACUACAGAGACGUUGAAUGGGUGGAUCCUGAGUAUUAUAACUCCUUGUGUUGGAUCCUAGAGAAUGAUCCCACACCUUUAGAGCUGACGUUCAGUGUUGAGGAUGACGAAUUUGGUGUGAACCGAAUAUUCCCCCUCAAAGAGGGCGGUGAAACUUUGCCAGUUACUCAGGAAAACAAAAGAGAGUUUGUGCAAUUAUCCGCGCAAUACCGCCUAUACUCCUCUAUCAAAGACCAGAUCGAGAACCUCUUGGGUGGCUUUUACGAGAUAAUACCCAAAGACUUAAUCACCAUUUUCAAUGAGCAAGAGCUUGAGCUGCUGAUCUCUGGCACUCCCGACAUUGACGUCGAUGAAUGGCGAGCAGCUACUGAAUACAAUGGGUACACAGGCUCUGAUCCUAACAUUGUUUGGUGGUGGAGAGCACUGAAGUCAUUCAACCGAGAUGAAAGGGCUAAGGUGCUCAGUUUCGCGACAGGUACUUCUCGAGUACCGCUGGGCGGUUUCCUUGAGCUACAGGGAGUUCAAGGCAACCAGAAGUUCUCGAUUCACAAGGCGUACGGAGAGUCUGAUCGGCUACCUCAGGCGCACACAUGCUUCAAUCAGAUUGAUCUACCGCAGUAUUCGUCAUAUGAAAUGCUUCGACAACAAGUCUUGCUCGCUAUCAAUGAAGGAGGUGAAGGAUUCGGUUUCGUAUGAACGGCUUGGGAGUUAGUGGGACAAGAUUUACUACUUUUAGAAUCAGCAUAUCAAUGUAACAACGUAUCGCACUCACAUUCACAUAUAUGAUACAUCAAUUCUGCGACU